Erigeron canadensis is the source of this 471-nucleotide messenger RNA. RefSeq names its product proline-rich protein 36-like. The transcript is spliced from 2 exons. Bases 1 to 471 code for a protein of 156 amino acids. The record is from RefSeq and is a predicted model, not a curated record. NCBI's taxonomy places the organism in Eukaryota, Viridiplantae, Streptophyta, Magnoliopsida, Asterales, Asteraceae.
AUGGCACACUACCGUGUAUGUGCGAUAAAGAUUCUCCAGAAGUCUGGUAAAGCCAUCUCCAGGUUGAUGUAUGAGCAUGGCACACUACCGUGGCAGGGACCGGAGCCGUUGAUCAUGCCAGCGCCAUUUCCAGGAGUACGGAUUGAGCAGGUGCCUGUGAGGCCUCUGCACGAUAGGGAUGCCGACAAUCAGGUGGACCCCCCACCACCAUAUCGCCCGCGACGCUACUAUCAGGCUUAUGAUGAUCCACAUGCGACUGCUACUGUUCCACCUCUGAGUCCUGGUCAUAUUGUUCCACCUCAGUCUUCUACUUGUGUGAGUUGUCCUACUCUUAGUGAUCCACCGACUCCUUAUUCUCCACCUGGUUUUGAGCCUAUUGCUUCACCUGUGAGUUUUGAGCCUACUGCUCCACUCAAUCCUGAUUUUACUACCCCACAAGAGAGCCCUGAUGAUGGACUACGAUGUAUUUGA